AUGGUUUGGAGCUGUUUUUGGAGUGGAGGAUUUGGAUUGUUAAAGGUCAUCAAGAACGAAACCGAUGGAGCAAGCUGCCACACAGGGGCAUAUUCUCAAUGGUGGAAGAGAACCCACCAGAUUGGUGGGUUUGACUUCUGGUCUGCCCAAAGCCCAGAUUUAAAUCCCAUCGAGAAUAUAUGGAGUACUCUUAAUAAGCGAAUUGACAAGAGAAGAGUCUCCAUCAACUCUUUGAACGAUUUGGAGGUGGCUCUACAAGAAGAAUGGGCCACAUUGGAUAGGGAGUCUGCAGGACGCUUGGUUGAGAGCAUGCAGAGAAGAUGCCAAGCUGUGAUUGAUGCCCAUAGAGGUCCCACAGAUUAUUAG
Molecule: messenger RNA, 366 nt
Organism: Phycomyces blakesleeanus NRRL 1555(-)
Lineage: Eukaryota; Fungi; Mucoromycota; Mucoromycetes; Mucorales; Phycomycetaceae
Exons: 2
Coding region: 1-366 (121 amino acids)
Molecular function (GO): nucleic acid binding
Source: RefSeq, a predicted model, not a curated record